AUGACGGCUGGUCAAGCUGCGGCAUCAGGAGCUGAGCAGGAAUUAACCCCGAAUAAGAGGCUUGGAUUUGAAAAUUCCCCUCCGUUUGUUGAAAGAACGGCCGUUGGUGCCUAUGCUGCGGGUGGUACUGAUGCGAGUGGCGGGGCUGGUGCAGAUACAUCGGCUCAGAAAGAGAGAGCAGGUCGGGAAGGGGGAGAGGGAGGAGCGGAGGGGAGAGAGGGAGGGGGGAUGAGGAGAGAGGGAGGAUCGGAGGAGAGGGAGGGACGGGGAGAAGCGCGAGGAGCAAGGAGAAGACGAGAGGACAGCGAAGAGCCUCCGAGUAACACGGAGAAGAGGCUUAGAGGCUUCGAGGCGCAGGCAGUCACUGCAACCCAGGCGGAGGAUAUUAAUCCAGACUUAAAUCCUGACCUGAAUAGGCCUUUAACUACUGAUCUACACGUUGACGCGCAUCGCCAUCUGACCGCGCUUUCGCUCUCCACCGCCCCUCUGUCGCCCCAGUACCCUCCCGCUCCUCCGCGCCGAGCCGCCACCAGGGUCGGGCAGCUCAUGCUCAUCCGAGCCUGCCACAGCGAGCAGCUUCGGCGGUUCAGCCUCGGCACAGCCCUGGGGCUGCGCACGAGGAACGGGAUUCUCACGGACCUGCCUGCAAUCAUUGUGUUUGUGCCUCGGAAGGUUCAUGAGCAGUGGCUGCUGCCUUCCCAGAUGCUUCCUAGCAAGCUCCAGGGACCAGAUGGAUACGAAUGUGACGUGGAUAUAGUUGAGUUUUCUUAUUACGGUGGGCAUGGGGGCGGUGGGGGUCCUACGCAGCAGCCGCAGCUAAUUAGUAACGAAUUAGUGGAGAGAUUAAGAGGCAGCGGUUCUAGGAUCGGUCCCGGCUCGCAAAUUGCGAGCGAGGAGAUGUAUGGGACGCUAGGAGCUAUAGUUAGGAGCCUGACUGAGCCACGUGGAUUAGGGUUUCUGACUAACAGACACGUGGCAGUUGACUUUGACCAGCCGAAGCAGAAAAUGUUCCACCCGCUGCCGUCUUCGCUAGGCCCGGGGAAGUACCUAGGCUCGGUGGACCGAGCCUCGUCGUUUGCCUCGGACCACCUCUGGUACGGCGUGUUUGCCGGGCAGAGCCCGGAAACUUUUGUUCGGGCAGAUGGGGCGUUUAUUCCGUUCCAUGAGGAGUUUGACGUGGGUCUGCUGACCACGUGGCUGGAGGGGAUUGGGCGGAUUGGCAAGCCGCACGAGAUCAGAUUGCAGGACGAGAUUUUCAGCGUGGCAGGGCAACACGUGUGCAAGGUUGGCAGCAGCUCAGGUUUAACCCGGGGCAUGGUGAUGGCGUAUGCAGUGGAGUACAACGAUGACAAGGGCAACACGCUCUUCACGGACCUGCUCGUCGUGGGGGAGGACGGCAUGCCCUUUGACGUCGAGGGGGACUCGGGGAGCCUUAUCCUCAUGCACGCCCCUCCGAUGCUGGUGCCUGUGGGUAUGAUAUGGGGGGGAACAGCGAAUAGAGGGAGGCUGAAGCUGCGGCAGGGGAAUGGGAGGGAGAAUUGGACGAGCGGGGUGGAUUUGCAUCGGCUUCUGACGCUGCUGGAUCUCGAGAUGGUUACCACCGAUGAGGAGUUACAAGAGUAUGCCUCGGCCCAGGCACAAGCAGCAAAGGCAAGGGAUGCUAGCCGAGCAUCUUCAGAUCAGGGGAAAAUGCCCUAA
Molecule: messenger RNA, 1698 nt
Organism: Closterium sp. Yama58-4
Lineage: Eukaryota; Viridiplantae; Streptophyta; Zygnematophyceae; Desmidiales; Closteriaceae
Source: the annotation of a GenBank genome assembly